Molecule: messenger RNA, 2454 nt
Organism: Myxocyprinus asiaticus (Chinese sucker)
Lineage: Eukaryota; Metazoa; Chordata; Actinopteri; Cypriniformes; Catostomidae
Gene: wasa
Product: WASP actin nucleation promoting factor a
Exons: 12
Coding region: 171-2132 (653 amino acids)
Biological process (GO): actin filament organization
Molecular function (GO): actin binding
Source: RefSeq, a predicted model, not a curated record
CGCUUAUAUCUGAAAGCAACAUAACAUACAGCAGUGUAUCACACUAACAAGGCGAGAAUGAAAAUAGAAAAGAAAAAAAAAGUGUGGUUGUCCAUUUCCUGUGAAAACCUUUUGUCUGCUGAUGUUACGAUGUAACUUUUUAAAGGUUAGAUUUGAGUGCAUGUGAGGCCAUGAGGCGAGGAACAAAGGGGAAAGGUCGGGAGAGUAUGGGUAGCUCUCUGCUCAGUCCACAGGAGAAUGAGAGACUGGAAGAUCUGCUGGGCAGGAGGUGUGUGUCUCUGUCUUCUGCAGUUGUUCAGCUGUUUAUGGCUCUGCCGAGCGAGCCGACCCGCUGGACCUUGCAGCAGGCUGGUGUAGUUAGUUUCGUCAAGGACAGCCCUCAGCGCUCCUAUUUCAUUCGUCUCUAUGACAUGAAGGCAGGGAAGCUGGUGUGGGAACAAGAAAUCUAUAAUCAACUGAUGUACCAAAGGUCCAAGCCUUUUUUUCACACAUUCUCUGGAGACGAAUGUCAGGUGGGGUUAAAUUUUGCAGAUGUAACAGAGGCUGAAAAUUUCUUCACUGUAGUGGAGGAGAAGAUCAGCCAGAGAAAUAAUCGCUUUGAGAAACAGCAGAGAAAAGGAUCUGUAUCUAGAGACUGUGGAGCUUUGCCACCACGUCCUCCACCCGAUGGCUUUGGCACUCCUACCAUGCCUCCAAUGGUGCCUAUUACUGUCCAGAACCAAAUCAUUCCUACCAAAUCAAAGAAAGAGAAGAAAGAGAAAGAAAAGAAAAAUAAGAAGAAAGGAUCCAAACUGUUGAAGGGAGAUAUUGGAGCACCCAGUGGAUUCACGCAUGUCAGUCACUGUGGCAUGAAUUCCAACAAUUUGGACCCAGAUUUGAUGAAACUUCUGUCCCGCGCUGGGAUCAGCGAAGCAGAUUUAAACGAUUCAGAAACCUCUCGACUCAUCUAUGAUGUCAUUGAGCGUUCAGGUGGAAUGGAGGCUGUUAAAAUGGCCUUUCACCAUCAGGAGUCUCCGCGCCCUCCAGUCCCUGGUGGUCAUCGUGGUUCUCUUCCCCAAGUGCCUACUGGGCACUCCUCAGCACCUACUCCCCCUCAAGGUCGAACAGGGCCUCUACCACCAGUCCCUGGAUCGAUUCAAUCCUCUGGUCCUCCACCCACACGUGGUUCCCUUCCACCUACACCUCCAAGAGGCCACAGUGGGUCUCUACCACCGGUUCCAUCACCACAAGCCCAUGAGAGCCGCAGUGGUCCUCUGCCCCCACGAUCUGCAUCAUUAGGGCCCCUGCCACCUGUUCCAGGAGGGAGGAACGGGCCCUUACCUCAGCCCCCAACGGCACGUAGCGGACCCUUACCCCCACCACCUGCAGGUCGGAGCGGACCAUUGCCACCACCUCCAGCAGAACGCAGAGAGUCUUUAACUCCAGUUCAAGGAAGAAGAACCGUAACUCCAGUGAACGAAAGGCGAGGAAGUGUUUUGCCACCCCAGCCUGCUGCAAAGUCUUCCCCACCACUACCACCUGGAGCAAGGAGCGGACACUUACCUCCCCCUCCAAGAGACAAUAGUGGAUGCUUGCCACCUCCACCAUUAUCUGAAAUGCCAUUGCCGCCUCCCCCGUCAGAUUUCUUCCCUCCUCCACCUUGUGAACCAUUCCCCCCUCCGCCACCUGAAGACUUAGUUGAUUCUGUGCCUCCACCCCUUUUCUCUGAAUCGAGGUUUCCUCCUCAAAGUAAUCACCAGCAUUCUUCUGGCUUUGCCCCUCCACCCCCUCCACUCUCAGCCAAACCUUGCACAGGUGGUCCAGCUCCUCCACCUCCACCUCCUCCUCCGCCGCCUCCCGCUGCCCCUACUAUAAUGAACUUUGGCAGCAAACUGGAGGGAAAUGGUCCUCCCACUUCAGCAUCCUGUGGUGGGACAGGAGGUAGAGGUGCAUUACUUGCCCAGAUACAAAUUGGGAAGCAGCUCAAAAAGGUGACCAACAACCCAGAACCACCAUCACCUGCAUUGGAAACAGGAGAGGGAAUAGUUGGAGCUCUCAUGAUGGCAAUGCAGAAGAGGAGUAAGGUCAUCCAUUCCUCAGAAGAGGAAGAUGAAUUUGAUGAUGAUGACGAUGACGAUGAAGAGUGGAAUUAAUCCUGAUUUUAUCUGAAACAAUUAACAUUGCACAAACCUGAGCAGCUUAAGCAUGUUGUGAAAGUUAACUUUCAACACUGAGCCAAUGAGUGGUCUUUCUAGCCUAAGAGUUCUCAGCCUCUGUGUGUGUAUUUAAUGCAUUCUAUACAAAAGAAGUAUAGAAAAGGUUAUCAAAGAAAACAGAAACAGUAAAUUGAUUGCUUGCUGAAAUAUACUACUGCACACUUGGCAAGGCCUACAGUAUGUUUGGUGUGUACACUUCCCUGCCUAGACCAGACAAUGAAAGACACAGGUAGCAAAUAAAAGUGUACAAUUUGUAAUA